This is a messenger RNA of Durio zibethinus, 2209 nucleotides long. The record is from RefSeq and is a predicted model, not a curated record. Lineage: Eukaryota; Viridiplantae; Streptophyta; Magnoliopsida; Malvales; Malvaceae.
UAUCGUGGAAAAUCUCUGACCUUUCUUACUCUUUCGCGAUUCAAAGAACGAGAAUCCCCAAAUAUUCUCGAAGCAGAAAAGAGAAAAUAAAAACCCCUCAAAUUUCUAAACGAUUCGUUUUUGUUUAUUUGUUUGCGAGUUUUCGAAUUCCGGGUCAUAUUUCAUCAUCUUCUCUGCAACUUCGCCUUUUUCUUAUGUACUGUCUCAGGACUUUUGUAUAAUAGCUAUUGCAUGUUCGAGACCUUGGUGGGUUUUGACUUCUCAAUUCUCUGGAUAUCGGUGAUGUUUCUUUUUUAAUUUGAAGCCGGAAAAACUUGAACGAUAAUAUAUAGUUUGUGAUUGGAGGACGAAAGGGUUUUGCUUUCAUUAAAUUUUGGAAGAGAGUUGAGUGAUUUGAAUUGGGUUUUUAGGGAUUUUUAGCUGGUUAGAUCGACAUACCUGAAAUCUUUGACUGGGUAUUGCAGAAGAAUAAAUUAUUGCAUCUGAGAGUUCGAUUUAUGAGUAAAUUAUUGCAGUUGGUUGAUAUUUGACGGCUGGGAACUGACUUUAGGAGGUUGGAGAUUAUAUACACUGAAAUUUUGGUAUGGAUGAUGCCCAGGGAAAUUUUUGACUGGAGUUUGGGGAUUACGUACACUGGAAAUUUUGGUAUGGAUGAUGCCCAGGGAAGCUCAAGUUCACUCCCUCCAUUCCUUACAAAGACAUAUGAGAUGGUGGAUGACGCUUCCACGGAUUCUAUUGUGUCAUGGACUGCAAGUAAUAAAAGUUUCAUUGUAUGGAAUCCGCCAGAGUUUGCAAGAGAUUUACUUCCAAGAUUCUUCAAGCACAAUAACUUUUCUAGCUUUAUCAGACAGCUUAAUACAUAUGGUUUCAGGAAAAUUGAUCCUGAACGGUGGGAAUUUGCAAAUGAGGAUUUUUUAAGUGGUCAGCCUCAUCUUUUGAAAAACAUACACAGACGCAAACCAGUUCAUAGUCAUUCCAUUCAGAAUCUCCUAGGUCAAGGAGCUUCUGCUUUAACAGAAUCAGAGAGGCAGAAUUUAAGUGAUGAGAUUGAGAGACGUAAGAAUGAAAUAGAAUCGCUUGUUUUAGAGUUAAAGAGGCAUGAACAGGAACGGCAAGGAUUUGAGAUGCAAAUGCGGGUUUUGAGGGAACGUUUCCAUAAUAUGGAGCAGCGGCAGCAAAUAAUGGUGUCUUCUGUGGCUCGAGUCUUGCAGAAACCAGGACUUGCCAUAGAUCUGACACCACAAUUGGAGGUUAAUGACAGAAAGAGAAGGUUGCCUAGAAUUGCUUACUUAUAUGAUAAAGCUGGGAUUGAAGAUAAUCAGACAGGCAAUUCUCUAAUUGCUAGAGAAAAUGCAGAUAGCUCAUCAUUGUCCAACAUGGAGCCAUUUGAUAAAUUAGAGUCAUCCAUGGUGUUUUGGGAGAAUGUGGCACACGAUUUUGGUCAAACUAACAUUCAACUUAAUUCAAACCUAGAAUUGGAUGAAUCAACAAGUUGUGCAGAAAGCCCAGCAAUAUCUUGCAUACAACUUUAUGUUAAUGCUCGACCUAAUUCCCCUGGGAUUGACAUGAACUCUGAGCCCGUCGCCAUUGUUGCUUCUGAGCCAGUUAUAGCAAAGGAACAAGCUGCAGUGAACACUGCACCUGAAGCAGCUGGGGUUAAUGAUGUAUUCUGGGAGCAAUUUUUGACUGAAAAUCCUGGUUCAACUGAUACUCAGGAAGUUCAGUCAGAAAGAAAAGAUUCUGAUGCCAGAAAGAAUGAAAGCAAACCUAGUGAUCAUGGCAGAUUUUGGUGGAGUAUGAAGAAUGUAAAUUACCUUGCAGAACAGAUGGGGCAUCUUACUCCUGCGGAGAGAACUUGAUAUUAGUUGAUUAUUUUUUACGGCUUUUGAUGCCUCAAUAUUUCUGACGUACUAAAUCUAGGUGUGGUUGGUUUGAUGUGGAAACAAGUAGAUACUUAUGUUUGAGUUCAUCUUCUGGAGCAUGUCAUGAUCUAAUGUUCACCACCCUUGUUCAUUUGUUUUUAGGUGCUAUAUAUCUAUAGUGAUUCACAUGGCCUCUUUUUUACUGCUUCAAUAUACUUCACUUAUGCUUCACAUAUUUUUGAGGAAUAAUGCCAAUUUUAGCGUAUUUAUAAGGUCAGCAUGUUACCAUCUUUAUUUUAUGGCUGCCUGCAUAAAGGAGUGUCUGUUUUAGAUUGCAAUUUGCAUGC